UAUAGUGUUGAGGGCUAUGCAUUUGUCUUUCAAAAUAUUUUUGCUAAUGCUGCUGUUGACCGUUCAGUUCUGGCCAGUAGUUCCGGGUUGGUUCAUUCAUUUAAAACGAUAGCUCCGAGAGUACUUAAAGUACCCAAAAUGGACGCUGACACUAAUACAUGUGUGAACAGUUUCUCGUUAAAUCCUCAACCCAGGCCUGAAAAUAGGACAGAAAGGGAGACAACUCUUGGGUCAUUCCAUGACACGUCUGAAUGCGAUGUUGUAAUAACGGCGAAAGAUAAAUCGAAUUUGGAUAAGUCGGAUGACGCCGUCAAAAACGGAAAACUCCUUGAGUCUCCAGCAAUGGACAUUUCCAUGGUGUCCACUCCUCUGCUGGAUAGGUGCGACCAGCUGUAUCCUCACGGCUGCUACAGCCGUUUCGUAGCGAGGGUAGAAGACAAGUUUGACAAACUGUGGCGACGCCUCAGGAGAAAAGUGUACAUCUUCAUCAGAAUAGUAGCGUGUUUACUGUAUUUAACAUACUUUGGAUAUUGUGUUCAAUAUAGGUACUUUGAUGAGGGCUCCUAUGUGCUGACUGCAGUCACUGUCGUUUUGAUCAGUGUGGUCUGUGUGAGGUUGACCAGUGGCUGUAAACUGGACUUACUAACAAAACUGUACUACACUUUACAUAGUCUGAUGAAAAAAAUAUUAAGUUUUAGAUUUUAUAUAAAAAUUUUUCUCUAUUUAGCAGUGACCAUUACAUUGUGUGUAUAUCUCGGGGUCUCGGUCAUUUCACAAAGCCCAAAGAAUGUCCAAGCAUUGGUUGGUCUGUUCAUCCUUGUGACCAUCUGUUUUCUGCUAUCAGUCAGCCCUAGCAGGGUUGAUUGGCAUCCAGUAUUCUGGGGGUUCGUCCUCCAAUUUUCUUUCGCCAUUCUGACUCUUCGAACAGAAGUUGGUUACGAAAUGUUCAAGUGGGUCGGCGACCAUGUCACUUUAUUUGUACGUUUUUCUGACAGCGGUGCAGCAUUCGUGUUCGGGGAUAGUUUCAGAAACACCAGAGCAGGCUUCUUCUUCGAGUCCGCUGGUGUGAUAGUGUUCUUCAACUCUUGUAUAUUUGUACUUGACUACUACGGUGUGUUAGAACUCGUUGUCUUAAAACUAGGCCGAGCCAUAUCUUUGUGUCUGAACACUGGUCCAGUAGAGUCGGUUGUAUCGGCCGCCAACAUCUUCAUUGGUCUGUCUGAGGCCCCGCUGUUUAUCCGCCCCUACCUUCCCACCAUAACAAAGUCGGAACUCCACGCUGUCAUGACUUGUGGGUUUUCCAGUAUAUCCGGGGCUUUUAUGGCCAUGUUCAUAAAAUCUGGGGCCCCAGCAAGUCAUCUGUUGACAGCCGCCAUUAUCUCCGCUCCUGCCGCGCUGGCCAUCUCCAAACUUAUGUACCCAGAGAUGGAGACUGUAGACCUGGAGAAACAAAAAGACAUACGCGCCAGGGACGAAAGCUCUCCUAAAACGCUGGUCCAAGCCGCGUCAGACGGUGCGGCAUUCUCCACGAAGCUGGUGGCGGCGAUUAUGGUCAACAUGAUGGCCUUCGUGUCCAUUUUAAGCUUGACCAACGCCACUUUGGUCUGGCUUGGUGAGAGGGCUGGAGUCCAGGGAAUGACCUUUGACUUCCUGUGUUCCUAUUUGCUGUACCCAGUAGCAUUUUUGAUGGGAAUCGACUCUGAAGACAGUGGCAAAAUCGGAUCUCUGAUGGGGGUGAAAUUUAUUGCGACGCCGUUCGUUGCCUACGCUGAUCUAGGACGAAUGAUAAAGAAUCGUCAUGUUUUCGAGAGCUAUGCAAGCAACUCCAAUGCUUCGUGGUACGUGUCGGGUGAAGACGUCAUCCUUACGGAGACCAAUACCACACUCUAUAAAGGUUUUAUGUCGGAGAGGUCAGAGGUCAUCACUACAUAUGCCCUGUGUGGCAUCUCUGCCUUUCCAGCUAUUGGGUUUUGCUUGGGCACGCUGGUGCCUAUGUGCCCCAAAAGAAAAGAUGAAAUUAUCUCCUUGGUGCUGAGAGCCUUCCUAGCCGGCAACAUGACAAACUACGUUACAGGGGCAGUUGCAGGAAUUAUGUUCACAUCCUAACAUCGGUCUCAUCAAUGCUCCAAUAGACAAGACCUAUGCCUAACUACAUUACUGUUGCUGUAAGAGAGAUUGAGGCGGAGCCAUAACGCUGAUUAUGGAAGAGAUUUAAGAAUAAAACUUAUGGUAAUGAAUAUGUCACGGUCUCGAUCUUCUAUAGGACGAGAAAUAUUGUUCAUGUAAAACUCAAAUAAACUCAAAUGUUUGUUUCUA
Molecule: messenger RNA, 2316 nt
Organism: Biomphalaria glabrata
Lineage: Eukaryota; Metazoa; Mollusca; Gastropoda; Planorbidae
Product: solute carrier family 28 member 3-like
Exons: 13
Coding region: 139-2106 (655 amino acids)
Biological process (GO): nucleoside transmembrane transport
Cellular component (GO): membrane
Molecular function (GO): nucleoside:sodium symporter activity
Source: RefSeq, a predicted model, not a curated record